AUGAACCAUCAGUGUCCCAUUGAUCCAAGUAUAGCGGGCUCAUAUGAUAAAUGUGUCCUUCCAUCGGAUGUCAUCCCAAGUGACUAUGUUAUUGAACUCCAUGUCAAUCUUAAUAGUUCCGAAUUUUUUGGAUUAGUAAUUGUUGAGAUUGCCAUUGUAAAUACCACCAAUAAGAUAGUGCUGAAUGCCAAGGAUUUAAGCAUUUCUCGAAAAUCAUUGCUUAUUAUAGACUCUAAAAAUAACAUUUUAUACGACGAUAAAAAAGAACAAAUUUCUUUCGAAUUUCUCAGGGAUUUUCAAACAGGAAUGAAGGGAUCUCUUUAUGUUUACUUCCAAGCAAAUAUAGGUGACAAAUUAAUUGGAUUUUACAAGUCAACAUAUAAUACAAAUGAUGGCACAAUCAGAAGGGCAUUUCCUUGCUGGGACGAGCCAGAUAAAAAGGCAAAAUUUACCAUUUCCCUCCAGGUGCGCAACCACCUCACUGCGCUUUCAAACAUGAAUGAGAAUGUGAAUGUCGUGAAGCAUAUUUCUCUCUCCCACGAAGAGGGGUGGAAAAUCGUCAGCUUUGCCACGUCGGUAACGAUGUCGACGUAUUUGGUUGCCUUUGUGGUUGGCGAGAUCGAGUUCAUUGAAGCAUUCACGAAAAAUGGAAACAUCCCCGUUCGCGUCUAUGCACCCAUCGGCUUCAUCCACCAGGGCCACUUUGCCUUGGAUGUCGGAGUGAAGACGCUCGACUUUUUCACCGAGUACUUUGGAGAAUCUUAUCCGCUUCCAAAAAUGGACAUGAUUGCCAUUCCAGACUUUGCCUCCGGGGCAAUGGAGAACUGGGGCCUCGUCACAUACCGAAUGACCCUGCUGCUUUUUGACGACCAAUCGUCAACGCUGAAAACCAAGCAGCAGGUUGCAUAUGUCGUGGGCCACGAGCUGGCCCACCAGUGGUUUGGCAAUCUCGUCACCAUGCAAUGGUGGUCUGACCUUUGGCUCAACGAGGGCUUUGCCACAUGGGCAGGGUGGCUUGCAGCCGACCACAUCUUUCCAAAAUGGGAGAUCUGGACCGAAUUUGUGGUGGACGACCUGCAGUCUGGAUUGGCUCUGGACUCGCUCCGCUCGUCGCACCCAAUUGAGGUGCCAGUGAGAGACCCGUCUGAGAUUUCGCAAAUUUUUGACUCCAUCUCCUACUCCAAGGGCGCAUCUGUGAUCCGGAUGUUGGAAGCAUAUCUUGGGCCAAAGGUGUUCCAAAAGGGCCUUCAAAACUACAUCCAAAAGCAUCUCUACUCCAACGCCCGCACUGAUGACCUGUGGGCCGCCCUUGAUGCGACCUCUGGAAAGGACGUCACCCAAAUGAUGGCGCUUUGGACCCGCAAAAUUGGCGUACGCGUUGCUUUGGGUUUUACUUUUUUCUUAGUAUCCGGUUUUGACGGUCUCCCUUCCCACACACUCGCCGUCGACACUUGUGGUGGAGCAGCAUCGGUUCCUGUCCUCUGGAGAUGUGCAGCCCAUCGAUGA
Mitosporidium daphniae is the source of this 1506-nucleotide messenger RNA. RefSeq lists its product as uncharacterized. The transcript is spliced from 3 exons. Lineage: Eukaryota; Fungi; Microsporidia. Gene Ontology annotation, cellular component: cytoplasm. The record is from RefSeq and is a predicted model, not a curated record. Gene Ontology annotation, biological process: proteolysis; peptide catabolic process. Gene Ontology annotation, molecular function: peptide binding; metalloaminopeptidase activity; zinc ion binding. Bases 1 to 1506 code for a protein of 501 amino acids.